Acanthosepion pharaonis is the source of this 756-nucleotide messenger RNA. Lineage: Eukaryota; Metazoa; Mollusca; Cephalopoda; Sepiida; Sepiidae. The record is from the annotation of a GenBank genome assembly.
AUGAAAAUAAACCUUCCCUCUCUCUCUCUCUCUCUCUCUCUCUCUCUCGGCAACAGAAUUUUUCACAGGAUAAUUAAUCUCACAAUAAUUUUCAUCAUUAUUGACACGACUACGUACGAAUACCCCAAACCAACCAGUUAUUUCCUCGACACUGUUUCUCUCCAACCCCCCUACACUCUUCUCUCUUUCUUUCUUUUCUCUCGCCUUCUCUCUCUCUCUCUUUUUCAUUCCUUCCAUAACCGAUCACUUCUUGGCUCCUUUCACCCCCGCUCCGCCUCAGCACCUCGCCGGCACAAAACUUCCCGACACUCGUCUUCGUCGUCUUCGACUCUUUACUCCACCCUCCUUCUCCUCCUGCUCUUCCGCCGUCGCCACCUCCUUCACCUUCUCCUCCUCCCCGCACGUCACCCCUACCCCCACUGCCGACCACCAUCCCAUCCAGAUACCGACCAGCCGACCCCGUCACUCCCCCAGCCUCUUUUACUGUCAGAACAAGACAGAGCGCUCCACAUCAAUGAUUAUGAAUUACACACGGCUUGUACAAGAGGGGAAUUACUACAACAAGCACGUGCUGCAUUUUCGCUUCUGCCAACCGUUGAAACAGCUGAGAAAAAGGAUUCGGUUCUCCAACGUACAAUAGGCACUUACAAUCCGCGGCCAGGAGUCCGGCGACACGACGUGCUGGGCACAGCACAAUUGAAGAAUGCUUGCACUCCUAAUUCAACUGGCCUUUAUUGCUGUCUAUUCAAUCUAUAG